Molecule: messenger RNA, 1604 nt
Organism: Coregonus clupeaformis (lake whitefish)
Lineage: Eukaryota; Metazoa; Chordata; Actinopteri; Salmoniformes; Salmonidae
Gene: nat16l
Product: N-acetyltransferase 16, like
Exons: 5
Coding region: 86-1090 (334 amino acids)
Molecular function (GO): acyltransferase activity, transferring groups other than amino-acyl groups
Source: RefSeq, a predicted model, not a curated record
GUUUGUGCUGCUGGCAGAAUACUAGUAAACUUGCGGAACUGACGGAUUUCCAGGCGACUCACAGCAAGUCACGGGGACAGAAGCCAUGGCAGGUAACUGUGUUGGGGAGAGCGACGGCCUGACAUUCUGGGUGGCUGAACAAAAGGACUACGAUGACGUCAUGUCCAUUUCUGUUCAAAUCUACGGAGGGAAUGACUACCUGCCUCAUCGAUACGCCGGUUGGAUGACUGAGCCUGACAGAGUGGUUAUACUGGGACGCAGAAACGGCAAACUGGUGGCACUGGAGUCUGGUCUAAUCGUUGACGAGGGGCGUACGGUGGUGGUGGAGGGAUUGAGGGUGUGCCCCAGCGAGAGGGGUCGCGGCGUGGCUAGGGUCAUCCAGGGGUUUGCUGACCAGUACAUCCAGCAGCUGUACCCCUCCGUCAGGACCAAGAGACAAACCAAGGCUGAUGACCCUUCAGCUGGGCCCACACAGACACUAGCCAAGUUCACAGAGCUAGGGAGACGGGCUACUCUCUCAUUCGUCGGGGAGGCCGACAGUUUCGACGGUUUCAUCUCACACCUGAAGAACAAACUACAUUCCACCACAGGAAGUGACCCAGGUGUGUCCGUCCCCCAAAUGGUUCCGCUAGAGGAUGAGCAACACCUGAAGAACAUCCUCCUUGAUCCUGAACUCCCUUCCAGGGUCCAACUUCCUGGUGGUGCCAUUAUCCAAGACUGGCAGCCCUUACAACCAAUCAAAGGCAACCUUGAGAUCUUAGCAAGGCGAAACCUCACCUGGUUGGCCGACAAGCUAGAAAGACCUGCCUUUCUCAGCUUUUACACUCCGCCUUAUCCAAUCCCGUACAAGGGAGGAUCGCUGAGAUUCAAUAUUGAUAUGUUUGGAACGGAUCUAGUUUCAGCAAAGAUGGCGCUUGUCGGCCAUUUUGAGAAAGUGAGGGAGAGGAGGGAGUUGAAGGGGAGGGUGAUGGUUCAUGUGUACCUGAAUAAGUUGCUAUGGGAGGGGGUGAGGGAGUUCUGUGAGGGAGACGCAGGCGUGCGGAGGUGUAGAGAGUACUGGGAACAACUGUUUCUGGAGAGAGAGAUGUGAGUAAAGGGAGAGAGAGAGGGGAGAGGAUGAGGAAGAGAGAAUGAGGAAGAGAGGGAGAGAGAGAUGGAGGGAGAGAGGAUAGCAAAAAGAAGGACACAGUGAGAAAGAGAGGAAAGGAGACUUAGAGCAGGGCUUUCCACAUCAUCUUGCUUUGAUUAUUUUAAUCACCCAGGACCGAGUUUGGGAAACCCUGACUUAAAGGACUGAAGAUUUAGAGUGAAUUAGCUAUAUGUUUUAGCCAUGUAAUCAAUAUAAAUAAUAUAUCAUACUGUAUGUAACUGACUUGUUAUUUUGAUUUGAUUGAUCGACUGGAACGAAGCCAGCACUUUAGAAGUUAAUAUGAUCAAAAAAUGAUUGUGAUAAUGUAAGAAUUUAUAAUGGGGCAUUACAGGAAUAAAUGUUUUCUUAUUAAAUCAUCAUAGAUUUUUGUAAAGACAACUCUACCAAAUCACUGUGAUUCAUCAUGAUUAUGAAAUGCAACUCAAUAUCAAUAAGAAUAAAUAAAUAGAAUGCC